Molecule: messenger RNA, 732 nt
Organism: Adineta ricciae
Lineage: Eukaryota; Metazoa; Rotifera; Eurotatoria; Adinetida; Adinetidae
Source: the annotation of a GenBank genome assembly
AUGUCUCGUACAAAUAUCCAUCAGCGAACUCAUACAAGAUCAUCAGAAUUGGAAGACAUUCAUUGGUGUUGUUUACCUGCUAUUAUUUCUUUUGCUGAUUUCUUUCCAUUCUUAUUUCUAUAUGUUCGAUUACGACCGCAUCGUAAUGACUCAUCUCCUCCUGUUAAUUCCACUUCUCAAAAUAGUCAAACAUGGUUGGAACUCUAUGCUAAUUGUUCAUAUAAACAAAACUCUAGCGGAAACUAUUUACCCAUUUGUGAUAUAGCUGUUGAGCCAGUAUCCACCUUUUUCUUGGCUGUAGCUUUUCUUCUUGCUAUUACUCUUUUCAUCUACAAUUCAGUUACAAUGAUUCGAAUGCUUACACGAAGCCAACUCAUUUUUCGAACUAUUUUGCAUUUAAUAUAUGCCUUACUACUUUUUAUAACAGCAUUUAUCUAUACUUAUACGCGAGAUUGGUGUUCCAAUUGUAAACUAUUUCUUUCUCUUUGUAUUAUUCCGAUUUUAACAACAACAGGUUUGACUUGCAAUUGGUAUGACGAUACGGAGCGAUCCCAUCCACAUCAACAAAGAUUCGUACAAAAUCAAUCAAUUGAACUUGCACUUCUUCGAACAACCAACUCUAAUCAAUCGUCAUUAACAAUUCCUCGUCGUCCACCGCAAAAUAAUACUGAUCCUCAAUUAGAGAAUGAAUACAAUGAAUGGUUAGAAGCUCAACAACACCGGAACCAGUGA